Molecule: messenger RNA, 1185 nt
Organism: Penicillium taxi
Lineage: Eukaryota; Fungi; Ascomycota; Eurotiomycetes; Eurotiales; Aspergillaceae
Product: putative diaminopropionate ammonia-lyase
Exons: 1
Coding region: 1-1185 (394 amino acids)
Source: RefSeq, a predicted model, not a curated record
AUGUCAUCAACGGAUUCAAUAUAUUUUAACGCCGCUGCUUCAAGAGAGCACUGUAAAUAUGCUCCCGCAUCGGGUGUUGUGGAAUUCCACAAAUCCCUCCCUAACUAUGCCCCAACGCCGCUCGUAUCUCUGCCAAGAUUUGCAGCCGAAUUAUGCGUUCAAGCAGUCUUCGUUAAAGAUGAAAGCAACCGAUUUGGUUUACCGUCGUUCAAAGUCCUCGGUGCUUCAUGGGGUUGCUUCCGAGCAGUUGCGCGGCAUCUUGGAUUCUCGUCAGAUGAAAAUUCCCUAGAAAAGCUCGCAUCACAAGCGAAAGCGAACUCGAUCUCACUCGUCACGGCUACAGAAGGUAAUCAUGGUCGAGCAGUUGCUUAUAUGGCCAGGCUACUUGAAAUUAGGGCCCAGAUAUUUGUGCCUCGAUCGAUGAAUGAGUCUACACGUGAUUUGAUUGCUUCAGAGGGGGCGCUUGUGUCGGUUUUUCAAGGCACAUAUGACGAUGCAGUUCAAGAAGCGUGGGAGUAUGCAAAGGACAAGGGCGUACUUUUGAUCCAGGAUACCGCUUUUGAUGGAUACGAGGAUGUCCCUGCAUGGAUUGUGGAAGGGUAUUCGACCAUGAUGAAAGAAGUUGAGGAACAGCUCUCCCAGCUUGACUUGGCUGCUAGUAUGGUGGUAACACCGGUUGGUGUUGGUAGUCUUGCACUUGCUGUCACAAGGCAUUGCAAGUCUCGAGGUGUGUCAGUUGUUGCCGUUGAACCCGAUUCUGCGCCUUGUCUUUUAUCCAGUCUCCGAGCUGGGAAGCCCACACCAGUCCAGACUUCAACUACCAUCAUGGAUGGCAUGAACUGUGGUACUGUCUCAUCUAUGGCAUGGCCUGAUCUUCAGCGGCUUAUCGAUGCUUGUGUGAUGGUAUCUUCUAAUGAAAGUCAUAACGCUGUACAGUAUCUGGCAUCAAACUCUGUGGCUUCUGGUCCUUGUGGUGGUGCGUCGUUGGCUGCACUCCGUCGCAUAGCUAUGGCUACAGAGAGAUCACAAGUCAUCAAUGAGAACUCAGUGAUUGUUCUCCUGAGCACAGAAGGGCCGCGAGAGUAUCAGGUACCCUGUCAAUCAUCUAUGGAUGCUUCCAGUCGCAAUGGAAUUAUUGGAGGCAAGCCACAAGAAUACAUAUUAAAAAACCUAGUCAGAAUUUAA